GGUUUUUCAUGCUCUGGCUAAACGUGGGCAUAAUAUGACUGUCGUCAGCCCGUAUCCGCCCAAAAACAAGACGACAAAUUUUACGCAUAUCCUGCUGUCGGCGGAUCGUUGGGUAAAAAAUUCACCAAAUUCAAACAUGAUGGAAUGGUCUUUGUCGAAUAGAGUGGCAAGCAGGAGCGAAUGGAAGGACAUCAGUGACAUGAUCGUGCCGCAGGUUCUCGAAUCCACGGCGUUCCGCGACUUGACCCACGGCGACAACAAAUUCGACCUCAUUUUCAUGGAGCUUUUCUUUGCACAAGAGGCGUUGGUCGUUCUCGGGCACUUGUUCAACGCACCCAUCGUGACGUAUUCAUUUUACGGCUAUGAUGCGGACAUCCUCAGGUACUCCGGUGCCGCAAACGCUGUCGGAUACCUCCCGUUCAAAGAACUCGAGUACGCAGGCCCGAUGAGUCUCGGCCAAAGGCUCGAAAACGCUUGGAUUCAGUACUCGAACAUGCUCUACAACGAGUAUUGGUACUACCCGCAUCAUGACGCUCUGUUGGCCAAACACUUCCCCGGGCCGCUACCUCGCAUCACGGAUAUGCUCAGGAAUGUCUCGUUGUACUUCCUGACCGGAAACGCUGUCUUGGAUGGGGCUAAACUGUACCCGCCGAACGUUAUUGAGAUAUCCGGGCUACAUACUGAGGAUCCAGUUCCCUUGGAUGAGGAAUUAGAGCUAAUUAUUAGCCGAUCAAAGAGUGGAGUGAUUUUUUUCAGCUUUGGAUCACUUCUGAAAGCAAGUAACAUGCGGAGGGAGGCAGUUCUUGCGUUCUUAUCCGUUUUCAAGGAAUUACGUCAAACAGUGAUUUGGAAGUCAGAUUUGAACCCUUCCGAAUGGACUAUUCCUAACAAUGUCUAUGUACGGAAAUGGUUCGACCAGAAGAGUAUAUUGGCGCAUCCCAACUGCGUCCUGUUUCUAACUCAUUGUGGGAUAUCGAGCACGAUGGAAGCAAUCCGCUACGCAGUACCAGUUGUUGGGAUGCCGUUCUACGCAGACCAAAAUAUCCACGUCGCUUACGUAGAGUAUUUUGGUUAUGGAGUCCACUUGUCCUACAGAAAUUUAACUGAAAAUUCUUUGCGCUGGGCAUUGAAAACUGUUCUCGAGAAUCCCCGGUUUAAGGACAACAUCAGUAGGGCCUCGAAAGUGUUUUCAGAUAAACCGAUGUCACCGUUGAACACGGCUAUUUACUGGAUAGAAUAUGUCAUUCGACACAAGGGAGCGCAUCAUUUAAAACCGCUGGCGGCUAAGAUUCCCUGGUACCAGUUAUUCCUCUUAGAUGUUGUAGCUGUAUAUUUAUUGGUGUUUGUGGUGAUAAUUUAUCUCACAGUAAAACUACUCUUCUUUUUCCUCAGAAAAAUUGCACAGAUACCAAAAUCUUCAAGAGACAAAAAGAAAAAGCAAAAAUAAAACCGUGUCUUAUUCCGAAA
Molecule: messenger RNA, 1467 nt
Organism: Bemisia tabaci
Lineage: Eukaryota; Metazoa; Arthropoda; Insecta; Hemiptera; Aleyrodidae
Source: RefSeq, a predicted model, not a curated record